GGGCGGGGCUAGCGUUCAGAAGCUCUGUAGGCCUCCUGCUUCAACAGACUAGGAACCUUAGCUCCGGCGGGCAGAGGGUUGCUAGUGUGCGGAGCUGCAGUCGGUGGAAGAAGGAAGGGGUUCAAUGGGUGCGGAGAGGGUUACGAUAGAGAACAGGAAUUGGAGGUUGGAAACCUGACCGGACUAGGGCGGGAGAAGAGAGAGUGGGCGUGGCAUCGAGGGGUGGGGCUAAAAUCUUUCCUUGGUAGUGGUGGUUCAGAGGCGGUGGGGGCGUGUCUAGCAUGCAGGCUUGGCUGAGCUGGGAGGCGGUCCCACGGGGCGUGGCCCUGGAAGGGGCGUGCCUUGCUUGAGGCGGUCCCGGGGUGGGGGCGGGGUCGGUGCAGGCUGAGUGGGCAGCGCGAUGCGGGGCUCGAGCUGCGUGGGCAGUGGUGGCGAGAGCCCAGGUGGUACGGGGCUGAGCGAGGGGCCCCGUGGCCGAUGGCUGCGGCUCGCCCCUGUCUGCGCCUACUUCCUGUGCGUGUCAUUGGCCGCUGUGCUGCUUGCUGUGUACUACGGGCUCAUCUGGGUCCCCACGAGGCCGCUUGCGGGCCCCGCCGACCCCCUACCCAGCGCUGCGGCCGCUCCAUGUGCUAGAGCAGCACCGCCCGCCCCGCCUCCAGCCGCAUCCUGCUUGCUUGGGGCCUCCGGCGGGCCACGACCGCAGCCAGGACUGCCGCGGAGCCGCCGCCACAGCCGCCGCCCAGCUGCGGGAGCGUCGCCGGAGACCGCGCGCCGAGCGCCUGGAUAGUCUGGCCCGCCCCCACCUUGGCCUGCGCCUGUCUGUCUACACCACCGGGCCUCGCCUGCGCGGCGCCGCCUCUCUCCUGGCCGCGGUCCUGAUCCUGCCAGACAUUAUCCCACCCCGCUCCUCCCCGGGACCCAGCGCUCAUCGGCAAUAAACUCCAGCCUCAGCUGGCUUACCCGGUCUGUGGUUGUCGGCCUCGCGCGCUGGUCUCUUCUAGCCCCGUGACCGCGCGGCCUCAAAGGCUUUCCUCUUUCAUUGCUCGCAUGCAGUUUUUGGGUUGGAAUGGGGAGAAGUGGCUUGCCAUUUUUCGGGGCCAUUGAAGGUCAAAUACUGUAAAGGCCUUAGCAGUUUUCGGGGUGUCACGGGCUCUCGUAUAGCAUCGGAGACAAUGGUGCGUGCUGGAAACUGCAGUUGGUAUAGUUUACAAUGGCACCCGUGUACUAGCUUGUCCUGGUUUGGGUGGUGACGGGACAUAUUUGCUGCUAUGGAAGUAUGGAGCAUAUAGCUGAACCAAAAUCAAACUGUUCUGCAUUGCUGUUGGUGCCAUGCUGAGAAGCUGGUGUAGCUUCUGAUAAAGAAGUCAUGCGACUGAGUCCAUUUUCCUUUACCCAUGACAGUGGCUUGGCCGUAGGAGGGCCUGGGAUAUACCCUGCUGCCCUGCUGCAAGAAGGGGGUUUCCUUUACGGCCUUCCUUCCCCCUAGGCUGGACAGCAUCUGGAACCUGAGGACUUGUCAGAUGGGAGCAUGUUAACCUGCCCUGCUGGUUCCCUUCUGCCCUACCAGCAUCCCCCACGGGAUGAUGUGCAGCAAUGUACUUAAACCUCUCUGGUCUUGUAAAAUGAAGACAACACAUUGUUGCGCAGAGAAUUAAACUAGUGAUCCAAACCUGA
Messenger RNA from Mastomys coucha (southern multimammate mouse), 1674 nucleotides. It is a transcript of the gene Inafm1, whose product is annotated as InaF motif containing 1. NCBI's taxonomy places the organism in Eukaryota, Metazoa, Chordata, Mammalia, Rodentia, Muridae. The coding region runs from base 401 to 787 and encodes 128 amino acids. The record is from RefSeq and is a predicted model, not a curated record. The transcript has a single exon.